AUACCCACAUUAGUCUGAAACCUAGAGGUGGUCUCGCAAGCUACUCAGUCGCAUCGACACCACUGAUCAGAACCAGAAGCCGUACUAUUUAUACUGGAACUAUGGCUACCCAAGAACCAGUAAAUGAGCAAGUAGUUGCAAAUAUGUAUGCCUCUAUGAGAAGUGAACUAAAUCAAAUUUACUCAAAAAUUACUGAACUAGAGAUGGAAGCAAGUGAGCACUCAUUGGUCAUUAAUGCUAUUCAGCCACUUGACCCAUCAAGACGGUGCUAUAGGAUGAUUGGAGGUGUCCUGGUUGAGAGAACAAUCAAAGAGGUCCUUCCUGCUGUCCAGCGCAAUAAAGAGGGUAUAGAGGAGGUAAUUACUAGGCUUAAUGAGGCGUUGGAAAAUAAGAAGAAAGAAAUCGCUGAGUUUGAAGCUAAAUACAAAAUUAGGAUACGAAAGUCUGAUGAUGACAUAAAGGAUGAUAGUAGCCGGAAGGAAGGUUCUGCUCAAGGAGUCCUAGUUGGCCCUGCAAGUUCAAAUGAAUGAUAGGUGCUCAUAUCUGUCAUCUAAGGUUAAUGUUGAACAACAGCUCUAGCACAAAUGUGGAUAUGUUGGGGUUGUCCAGGAUGUCUAUCUGCUAGGCCUUUGUCAAUAGGAUCUGCUAGGCCUUUGUCAACAGGCGCUUUGCUGUUUGUUGCAAACUCUGAAGAGUGAACAACACCAUGCUUUGGGGCCUACAUCAAAUAACUUGUUAACCUUUCUAUUUUUUGAAUGGAUGCUCAUCUCUGGUAGUAUUUUGGUUUUUUUGUUUUAAUUAUUAUUAUUAUAAAUAACUCCCUGAGAUCAAUGUUGUGAUUAGAACCAUUUCUUUUUUC
Pistacia vera is the source of this 859-nucleotide messenger RNA. Its product is annotated as probable prefoldin subunit 2. Gene Ontology annotation, biological process: protein folding. Bases 102 to 530 code for a protein of 142 amino acids. Gene Ontology annotation, molecular function: protein folding chaperone. NCBI's taxonomy places the organism in Eukaryota, Viridiplantae, Streptophyta, Magnoliopsida, Sapindales, Anacardiaceae. The record is from RefSeq and is a predicted model, not a curated record. The transcript is spliced from 3 exons. Gene Ontology annotation, cellular component: cytoplasm; prefoldin complex.